This is a messenger RNA of Cynoglossus semilaevis (tongue sole), 1858 nucleotides long. RefSeq names its product zinc finger protein Gfi-1b-like. Bases 199 to 1020 code for a protein of 273 amino acids. Lineage: Eukaryota; Metazoa; Chordata; Actinopteri; Pleuronectiformes; Cynoglossidae. The record is from RefSeq and is a predicted model, not a curated record. The transcript is spliced from 6 exons. Gene Ontology annotation, biological process: regulation of transcription by RNA polymerase II. Gene Ontology annotation, molecular function: DNA-binding transcription factor activity, RNA polymerase II-specific. Gene Ontology annotation, cellular component: nucleus.
GUCCUUUUGGUUCUCAGCACCUUAAACCUCAGGGCAGCAUAUAAGCAGCUCAGAGCCUCGCAUCAGGCUCCCGCUGAACCCGCCUCACCUGGCUACGGUUCCUCGUGUGAGUUAAAAGACCCCUGUGAUGGGUAGAUAAGAAGGACAUGUUAGAGGCACACAGGACGUAUAACGCUCCUCCUCGAGUUUUCCUGAACGAUGCCUCGUUCUUUCUUGGUGAAGAGAGGAGGGCUGCACCACCUCCACCGCUCCAGAGCAGGAAACCUAAGUACUGGGUCGAACGCAAUACCAUUCAAGCCGCUGCACAACAGUCUGGGGUCCUAUGACUCAUGUCUCGAGUGCUCAACGGCGGCGGACGUACAAAAUAAUAACAUCAAGUCCACAACGGUGUUGCGGCCAAAUCUUUCUGUACAACUGGCUCCCUGGUCUAAUGAGUGUAGAGCUGCCGAGUUUUGCUUUCCUUUCGGUUCGAAUCCCACUGAGAGUGUCAGCUCCAGUCCUAAUACUUCAGACGUACCGUCUACACCUAAUGAGAGCUCAGCAAAACCACCUGGGCGUGACCCCGAGACCUUGAGGAAGACCAGGAAUAGCAGUUGCUCCAAAACAACUGAAGAGAGGCAGGAGUGUCAGCUGUGCAACCAAAUAUUUUUGUGUCUGUCUAGUUUGAAGACUCACACCUGCAGCAGUCGCGGCAGCAGCGCUCCUCUGUCAACAGUGAUCAAAUGCAUCAGGACGGACCCUGCGCAGUCACCUUGCAGGGUCAAGGACAGGACAUUUGACUGUGCGGUGUGCGGCAAAGUGUUCAAGCGCUCCUCCACCUUGUCCACACAUCUGCUCAUACACUCGGACACCAGGCCCUUUCCCUGCCAGUACUGCGGCAAAAGGUUCCACCAGAAGUCCGACAUGAAGAAACACACGUUUAUUCACACCGGAGAGAAGCCACAUGUGUGUCAGAUAUGUGGGAAAGCAUUCAGUCAGAGCUCCAACCUCAUCACCCACAUCCGCAAACACAGGAACUGACAGCCUCACCACUGUCCACACUGAACGGACCUGCACCAGUAAAGUGACCUGGACACAGUGGACUUAACCCUUUCAGGUGUCUGAAGACAAGUCUGAGUGGAGACAGAAAUCCACUGUUUAUGCUUUUUUUUAUGAACUUUUCAGGCCAUGUUUCGUGUGUUACUUGCAUAUUGGUGAAAUUCCCCCUUUUUUAGUUUUCUUGGUAUGAAUUGUAUUUACUAUGUAUUUGGUUAAAUCCCACUGUUUAUGUCAUAAGAAAUGUUAAAGCUGGUAAAAACCUAAAUAAUCCAAGAAUCAGCCAUUUUCCCCAGCACUGAUUGGUUGACAACUGAAGGCCACCUUGUUGCUUCAGAGUAAUUGAUAGGAGAAUGAUGUUCAAACCUCAAGAGUUAACUCACCACUAGAUGGUGCCUAAUCCCACAAAGUGUAGCCAUACAGCAGGGGUGUCAAACUCAUUUAGGUUCAGGGGCCACAUACAGCCUGAUUAGACAGACAGUAGGACAGACCAGUACAAUCAUAAUUACCUACAUGGAACUAACUUUUUUUUUUCAUGCAAAUAGGUACAGGUUUAUUCAAACAUAUUCACUUUUCACACUGUGAUUCACAAAUUCAUUAAGCGCCCCCCCCCCCCGAUACAUUUUGUUGUUGUUGUUGUUGUUGUUUGUUUUUAAACUUUUGCCGUGCAUUUUGACAAUGGACCAAUCGCUGAUUGAGGCAGGCCUGAUGCAGAAUGUGCGUCUCACCUAAGGACAAUGCUAGGCGUUGAUGGUGCUUUGGUGAAACAAAAACCUUUUCAUAAUUCUGCUCAAGCAGAAUAUUAAAAAAAAAAUUGACAUGG